Nestor notabilis (Kea) is the source of this 3135-nucleotide messenger RNA. RefSeq names its product protein kinase C and casein kinase substrate in neurons 2 (gene PACSIN2). The record is from RefSeq and is a predicted model, not a curated record. The transcript has 9 exons. NCBI's taxonomy places the organism in Eukaryota, Metazoa, Chordata, Aves, Psittaciformes, Psittacidae. Gene Ontology annotation, cellular component: cytoplasm; plasma membrane; endosome. Gene Ontology annotation, biological process: actin cytoskeleton organization; regulation of endocytosis; caveola assembly. The annotation marks the transcript as partial. Gene Ontology annotation, molecular function: protein binding; phospholipid binding.
GUUGGAAAUUACAAGCGAACAGUAAAAAGGAUUGAUGAUGGUCACAGACUUUGCAAUGAUCUUAUGAACUGUAUUCACGAGCGGGCAAGAAUAGAGAAGGUCUAUGCUCAACAGCUUACAGAAUGGGCAAAAAGGUGGAAACAACUUGUGGAAAAAGGCCCACAGUAUGGAACAGUAGAAAGGGCUUGGUGUGCUUUUAUGUCAGAAGCUGAAAAAGUGAGUGAACUACAUCUAGAAGUAAAAGGUUCACUGAUGAAUGAAGACUUUGAAAAAAUCAAGAACUGGCAGAAGGAAGCCUUUCAUAAGCAAAUGAUGGGAGGAUUUAAGGAAACCAAAGAAGCAGAAGAUGGAUUUAGGAAAGCUCAGAAACCCUGGGCAAAAAAGCUGAAAGAGGUGGAAGCAGCAAAGAAAGCGUACCAUGCGGCCUGCAAAGAAGAGAAACUGGCUAUAUCCAGGGAAACAAACAGCAAAGCUGAUCCAGCACUAAAUCCUGAACAACUUAAGAAAUUACAAGACAAAGUGGAGAGAAGCAAACAAGAUGUACUAAAGACAAAAGAGAAGUAUGAAAAAUCACUGAAAGAAUUAGAUAAUGCCACUCCUCAGUAUAUGGAAAACAUGGAGCAGGUAUUUGAACAGUGUCAGCAGUUUGAGGAAAAACGUUUACGUUUCUUUCGAGAAGUGUUACUGGAAGUGCAAAAACACCUUGACUUGUCUAAUGUUGCAAGUUACAAAAACAUCUACCGUGAACUGGAGCAGAAUAUCAAAACAGCAGAUGCUGUUGAAGACUUGAGGUGGUUUAGAGCUAAUCAAGGUCCAGGGAUGUCAAUGAACUGGCCUCAGUUUGAGGAGUGGUCUGCAGAUCUGAACCGCACUCUCAGUAGAAGAGAAAAAAAGAAGGCUUCUGAUGGAGUGACUCUAACUGGUAUUAAUCAGACAGGAGAUCAAGUUUCACAGCCUAACAAACAUAGCAGCAGUCUUAGUGUCCAGAGUAACACAGUGCAGUCAGUACAAUCAAGUUACAAUCCCUUUGAAGAUGAAGAAGAUACUGGGAGUACUGUCAGUGAAAAGGAGGACAAUAAGAUCAAAAAUGUUAGCAGCUAUGAGAAAAACCAAAGCUACCCUACAGACUGGUCUGAUGAAGAGUCCAACAAUCCCUUUUCUUCCACUGAUGCAAAUGGAGACACCAAUCCAUUUGAUGAAGAUACCUCUCCUGCAAUGGAAGUGAGAGUACGUGCCCUCUAUGACUAUGAGGGCCAAGAGCAAGAUGAGCUCAGCUUUAAAGCUGGGGAUGAGUUAACUAAAAUGGAGAAUGAAGAUGAGCAGGGUUGGUGCAAAGGACGCCUGGACAAUGGACAAGUUGGCUUAUACCCAGCAAACUAUGUAGAACCAAUCCAGUGACAAAGGACAACGCUAAUACAGAAGUGUUACAAAAGCUCAUAGGCUUGUACAGUAUAUAUUUAAAGUAAGAGGAAGCUGAAUGAUGUAUAGAGUGUAUAUAUUUUAAUGAAAAGGCAAAAGCUUGAUGCUGAAAUCAUGGUGAUUUAAAGACAAAUGUUUGAACUAAUAAUUUGAUACUGUUUUCACAGCUUGUGCACAAUGCAAAGGAGAGGGGUUAGGUUGAAAAAAUGGUAUGAUAGGAAAAAUAUUUUUAAGCUUUUUCUUCCCACGUGGUCUGUUAUCGUGAAUCCUAAACAUUUUUGCAUUUCUAUGCUCGUGCCUCAUCCUACCCUAGGUAUGUGGCUUAUGCUCACUUUUGUUUAAUCAGUUAUUUUAAGUGACCUUCAGUAACUUGCAACUUGAAUUUUAAAGUUUAUUAUAGUUAAUUUUCUAUUUGUUCUUAGUGAUGUCUGAAAGAUGCAGUAUUUUUUUAUUUAAAUGCUAUGUAGUUAAGCACCUUUUCGUAUGCUUGGAUUUAUCAAUUAAUACUUAAAUUAUGACAUAGAUUUAGUCACCAGUUGACUGAAUGAAAACUCUUUCCAUGUUGUAGUAAUCUUUCUAUGUUGUCAGCAUGGCUUGAAGUUGUAAAACAAAUACUGUAUUUAAUAAAUAUCUGUUACAGAAGGUUAUUUGUAGCAGAGAGAUCUGCAGAUGUCAUGGGUUGGGAUUCUAUUACGAAUGUUGUUUACGUGGUUUGACGCUUAAACUAAGAGUUUUCCAUCUAGAUCGUAAAUGGCACUCAAAAGAAAGAUAAAUUAUGUGUAAGCCCCAGAGUAGUAGCUAUUUCCAGCAUAUGUUUGAAGGGGAAAAAAGAUGAUCUCCUUUAAACUGCUAAUGAUUUUUGGAUGAUUUGAAAUGUUAAAUCUGUGAAGGCUAAUUUUUUUGAACAGAGAAGACUGUAAAAUAGACUAAAUGCUUUUUAUUAAGAGCCUAUCUAUGUUGUGUAUAUGUACAUAUAAUUUGAUAUUCCAAAAUAUAAAGAGCAUGGCUAUUAGUUAUCAAGCCUUUUGAUGUCAAUAAGAUUUAGACUGUUUUAAGAGUUUAAAUUAUAGGUAUAUUUAAAUCUGCUUUCCUGCCAUAUUCAUUACUGUACCAUAGACAAAGUAUUCUGUUAUUAGGUUUUCAGAAGUACAGUAAAUACACUAACAUACUCAAAAUCAGUAUUUGUGGAUAAAUCUGUGGGUCAAAGUAUAAACUAGCUUUAGUCCUUACAUGGAUUAUUGUAGCAGAACACUGUAAAAUCUACAUUUGUUUGCAGUUACAGCUCAGCCAUCUGUAAUCGUGUCAGAUAGUGUGCAUUUGUUACAUUUAAACUGGGUUGUAAAAUUACAGCAGAUUUGUGGUUAAAAAAAAAAACAAACCCCAAGUAUCAGGUAAGUAGAUAUGCUAUGUUAGGAAGCUACACUGUAACGAAGCUAACAAAUCUAUUUUGAGGUAAUUAUGAAACACUGUUGGUAGUCUUGGACUUUAUUGUUUGCUUUUGAGCUUAUAGGUAUAUUUAGUCAUCAUUUUCAAAGAACCAAAAUGUGCAAGCUUAGAAAGUGGAUGUAUGUAUAUGUCUGUCAAGGAAAACUUACCAACAUAAUUGUUCAUCCACAAGACGGUUAUUAAAAUUAUCAGGAAUUACUGGUUUGGGUCUCUGUAUUGUAAAAUAUUUUAGAAAACAAUAAAAUCUGUUAAUCUCUUAAAUACACAGAA